Molecule: messenger RNA, 939 nt
Organism: Pyricularia pennisetigena
Lineage: Eukaryota; Fungi; Ascomycota; Sordariomycetes; Magnaporthales; Pyriculariaceae
Exons: 2
Coding region: 1-939 (312 amino acids)
Cellular component (GO): mitochondrion
Molecular function (GO): oxidoreductase activity
Source: RefSeq, a predicted model, not a curated record
AUGAUGAAACAAAGCCACGAGGAGCGAACGGCCGCCGAGCCGCGUGCAACGUUUCUCGCCGGUCAAUUCCUCGACGUCUUUUGCCCAGGAAUCUAUAAAGCCGGCGGCUUCACCGUGACCUCGGCACCCAGUCGGGCCCAGCGCUCCAGCUCUACGGGGCCGCCGUACUUGGAGCUGGCGGUGCAGAAAUCGCCAGAGAACCCGGCCGCGGCUUACCUGUGGCAGGGCCGACCCACCAGCAGCAGCAACGGAGACUCCGAAGAUGACGAAGAAGAUGCAGAGGAGACCAGCGCGGGCCAGCAGCACCCCGGCAUUGUCGGCACGCAGCUCCAGGUCCGCAUCGGCGGCAGCUUCGUCUAUCCGCCGUCGGGCAUCGCGUCUACGUCGCAGGCGCUACGGCGUGUGGUUUUUGUCGCGGGCGGCAUGGGCGUUAACCCGCUUGUCAGCAUGGCUGCGCACAUGGCCGAACAGGACCGUGGGGAUGGCGGGCCAGAGGUGCGGUUUCUUUACUCGCUGCGAGCACCGGGUGGUAAGGGCAGGAGGGAAGGGGCGGAUGGUAUGCUGUUUCUCAACAGGCUGGCGGAUCUGUUUGCGAGGGAUUAUCUUCAGGGCAGACUACAGCUCUUCCUAACCCCAGCUACUACGGACGAUAGAGAUGACGGUGGGGAGGGACAAAGCCGGCGGACCUACACAGAUAUGGAUGGAGACGAAGUGGAAGCCGAUGGCGUCGUGUCGUGCAAUGAAGUUGAUGUACCGUUUCAUCAGCGGAGGAUCACCAUGUCGGAUGUGGUUGAGGCCGUUGGCCCGGAGCCCAAGCAAGCAGUGGUCUACGUUUGUGGCGUGCCGACGAUGACGGAUGAGAUGGUCAAGUACCUCACUGAUAAGGAUGCUGGUAUUGGGUUGGAUACAGACAGAGUCAAAUUUGAGAAGUGGUGGUAG